AUGGGAAUCAUUUUAAAAGAUACAUGGCUGCUUAAUUUAGGAAUUGAGUGGAAAACAAGCAGUCCGUUGUGCCCCCAAAGCAAGGGAAGUGCCGAAAGUGUGAUGAAGGCGUUAGGGAAAGUGAUAAAAACUUCCAUGUUAGAGAGAAAGAAUUGGAGACAAGAACUUCAAAGAUUUCUAUUAAACUACCGCUCAACACCGCAUGCCACCACAAAGAUACCUCCAUGUGAACUACUAUUUAAUCGAAAGGUGCAAGAAAAUCGACCCGAGUUGUCAACACAAAAUGUCGUAAACAAGCACCGAAAGGCCAACGAAAACAUCGACAAGAAGAAGAUCAGUAAUAAGCAGUACUACGAUGCUAAGAAAAACACCAAGACAUCCAAGAUCAAGGAAGGGGACAUUGUUGUUUGUAAACAGAAGCCAAACAACAAGUUAUCUCCAAGAUUCAAUCCCGAUCGUGGAGAGGAAAGGCGAAACAGCUACGGCACGAAAUGGCAGCCGCACCAUCACGCGUAA
Molecule: messenger RNA, 516 nt
Organism: Paramuricea clavata
Lineage: Eukaryota; Metazoa; Cnidaria; Anthozoa; Malacalcyonacea; Plexauridae
Source: the annotation of a GenBank genome assembly